AUGGGCACUUCAGACCAUGAAGAACUAGAAGAGAUUCAGAAUUGUGACAAUGAUGACAUUGAAAAAGCUGAACUUGAAGAGCCAGAGGAGCAGAUUAGCAUUGCAUCAUGGACAAGCCAGAUCACAAUUCGAGGACUACUAACUAGCUUCCUCAUUGGUAUCAUUUAUAGUAUGAUUGUGAUGAAGCUGAAUCUCUCAACCGGGCUUGUUCCAAAUCUGAAUGUUUCAGCGGCUCUCCUUGGCUUUGUGCUUGUUCGAACUUGGACUAUGCUGCUUGAGAAAGCUAAUGUUGUUACAACACCUUUCACUAAACAGGAGAAUACCAUAAUUCAAACUUGUGCUGUUGCAUGCUACAGCACUUCUUAUGGAGGUGGUUUUGGGUCUUAUCUCUUGGGUUUGAAUAGGAAGACGUAUGAGCAAGUAGGGGUUGAUACACAGGGGAAUACUCCUAACACCAAGGAGCCUGGAAUUGGGUGGAUGACAGCUUUUCUCUUUGUGACAUACUUUGUUGGGCUAUCGGUAUUGGUUCCCCUUAGGAAGAUGAUGAUCAUAGACUACAAACUGACUUAUCCAAGUGGAACUGCUACAGCUGUCCUUAUUAAUGGGUUCCACAGUCCUAAAGGAGAUAAGAUGGCAAAGAAGCAGGUCCAUGGUUUUAUGAAAUUCUUCUCAUUCAGUUUCCUUUGGUCAUUCUUCCAAUGGUUCUAUGCUGGUGGAGAGCAAUGUGGAUUCGUUCAGUUUCCCACUUUUGGAUUGAAAGCAUGGAAAAACUCAUUUUACUUUGACUUCAGCAUGACUUAUGUUGGAGCAGGAAUGAUUUGUUCCCAUAUUGUCAACUUAUCCUUGCUUCUUGGUGCUGUUCUCUCUUGGGGCAUUAUGUGGCCAUUGAUCAGGGGAUUAAAAGGACAAUGGUUCCCUGAGAGUUUACCAGAAAGUAGUAUGAAGAGUCUUAAUGGUUAUAAGGUUUUUAUUUCCAUUGCCUUAAUCCUUGGUGAUGGGUUGUACAAUUCUGCAAAAAUUUUGCUUUUUACUGCCACAAAUAUCCAAGCCAGCAUGGAGAAGAGGAACCAGAAAUCACAUAACCUUCAGUCACAUGAUGAUCUUAACCGCAACGAAGUGUUUGUAAGAGAAAGCAUCCCUAUAUGGUUAGCACUGUCAGGGUACAUACUGUUCUCUGCCAUUUCCAUCAUAGCUAUCCCCUUCAUUUUCCCUGAGGUGAAGUGGUAUUAUGUGGUGGUUGCCUAUCUUAUAGCACCAACUCUUAGCUUCUGCAAUGCUUAUGGUGCUGGCUUAACUGACAUGAACAUGGCCUAUAACUAUGGGAAAGUGGCUCUCUUUGUGCUUGCUGCCUUAGGUGGGAAAAGUCACGGGGUGGUUGCCGGACUCGUGGGGUGUGGCGUGAUCAAGUCUCUUGUUUCCACCUCAUCUGACUUGAUGCAAGAUUUCAAGACUGGCCAUCUCACCUUCACUUCGCCUCGAUCCAUGCUUCUUAGUCAAGCUAUUGGCACAGCAAUAGGUUGUGUUGUUGCUCCUCUAACAUUCUUCCUUUUCUACAAGGCUUUUGAUGUGGGAAACCCAGAUGGUGAAUACAAAUCCCCAUAUGCCAUCAUUUAUAGAAACAUGGCAAUUCUUGGUGUGGAAGGUCUUUCUGCCCUCCCCCACCAUUGUCUGCAGCUGUGUUGUGGGUUCUUUGCAUUUGCUGUGACUGCCAACUUGGUGAGAGAUUGGAACCCCAAAAACAUUGGGAGAUGGAUUCCACUUCCAAUGGCAAUGGCUGUACCCUUUGUAGUAGGUGGAUACUUUGCAAUAGACAUGUGUAUGGGUAGUUUAAUUGUGUAUGCAUGGCACACACUAAAAAGCAAGGAGGCUAGUUUGAUGGUACCAGCAGUUGCUUCUGGUUUGAUCUGUGGAGAUGGACUGUGGGUUCUCCCUUCAUCUAUUCUUGCUUUGUCCAAGAUUCGUCCCCCAAUUUGUAUGAGAUUCUUGCCAAUCGAUUAG
Molecule: messenger RNA, 1998 nt
Organism: Sphenostylis stenocarpa
Lineage: Eukaryota; Viridiplantae; Streptophyta; Magnoliopsida; Fabales; Fabaceae
Source: the annotation of a GenBank genome assembly